ACGAUUUAAUUGUGUUUUUCUCAAAUUUGGGACCAUUUUGAGUGAUAUUUGCUUAUAAUUAAAAGUGAUUAAGCAGCUGUUUAUAUAAGGUUACUGCAAAAUGGGCAAUAUUCACACUGUUGGACCCAACGAGGCACUAAUUGUAUCAGGUGGAUGUUUUGGCUCCCUGCAGAAACGAACGAUAGUGGGCGGCUGGGCUUGGGCGUGGUGGCUGGUCACGGAUGUUCAGCGAAUAUCACUAGAGGUGAUGACGCUGAAUCCAAUGUGCGAGUACGUGGAGACAGCCCAGGGUGUGCCGCUGACAGUGACCGGCGUGGCCCAGUGCAAGAUCAUGAACGAAGACGAACUCCUCACCACGGCCUGCGAGCAGUUCCUCGGGAAAUCAGUCAAGGAAAUCAAGAUGACCGUGCUGCAGACCCUAGAGGGUCACCUGCGUGCCAUUCUGGGAACUCUUACAGUAGAAGAGGUGUACAAGGACCGCGAUCAGUUCGCGGGGCUCGUGCGGGAGGUGGCCGCGCCCGACGUGGGCCGGAUGGGCAUCGAGAUCCUGUCGUUCACGAUCAAGGACGUGUACGAUGACGUGCAGUACCUGGCCAGCCUGGGCAAGGCGCAGACCGCCGCCGUGAAGAGAGACGCCGACGUGGGCGUCGCGCAGGCCAAUAGGGACGCCGGCAUUCGAGAAGCUGAAUGCGAAAAGAAUGCCAUGGACGUGAAAUACUCAAUGGACACAAAGAUUGAGGAUAAUGCCAGGCUUUUCAAAUUACAAAAGGCACAUUUUGAUCAGGAGAUAAACACUGCGAAAGCCGAAGCCGCCCUAGCAUACGAGCUGCAGGCCGCGAAAAUAAAACAGAAAAUACGAAACGAAGAAAUACAGAUUGAAGUUGUCGAGAGACGGAAGCAAAUCGAGGUCGAACAACAAGAAAUUAUGCGGCGCGAAGAGGAGCUGAUGGCGACCGUUCGACUCCCGGCGGAAGCUGAGGCCUUUCGCCUGCAGGCUAUUGCUGAAGGGAAACGCACACAGACUGUGGAAGGUGCUAGAGCGGAUGCUGAACGCAUCAAGGUCCUCGGUCUGGCUGAAGCCACUGCCAUCGGCGAUGUCGGCAAGGCAGACGCCGAACGUAUGCUGGCGAAGGCGAAGGUUUACAAGCAGUAUGGAGACGCGGCCAUGAUGGCCUUGGUUCUGGAAGCUUUGCCAAAAAUUGCAGCAGAAGUGUCAGCUCCUCUCGCGAAGACCGAUGAGAUAGUGCUGGUGGGUGACAACGGCGCCACGGGAGAAGUGGCCCGCUUGGCUGGCGGUAUACCUCCCGCAGUCAGGUCACUCACCGGCCUUGACAUCAGCCAGGUCUUGAAGAGACUCCAUCCUAAUCCCGAGGACUCUGCGCUGGCAUCUGCUGGAAUCAAAAAGAAGGAAGUUGCAGCCUGCUAAUUAAUGUAUUCAAUUUAAACGCACAAAUGAUUUUAUUAUUGUUUUAUCGCACAUAGUAUUCUUUAAUUUCUAAUGUAUAUUAAUCAACUGCUAAGCAGAAUUUAUUAUUAUUUAUUCAUUGAACAAUUUAAUUAUAUAGUGGAUUAGGUUACGGUUCAAAACCCGAGUAUCGAUGUGUUUAUCUGAAUAUACUCGGUAAGUAAAGCAAGACUGCUUCAAGGCAACUAAGAUAUAUCAAGACUAACACUGUUGUUUUACGACUUUUGUCAUAAAAAUAUUUCUUUUUCUUGGUGACCUAUAUUUAGCUCUACGGGUGAAAUCUAUAGCGCGUACUUAUACGUUGCUCAGAAUUAACUUAAGUAAAACUUAGCUGGGUGUAAGCUUAGCAUAAUGUUUGAUUUAAUUUUUAUAGUUAUUUAACAGGUGAAAUUAUAUUGAGCGUAUGCUAAGACAGCCUAAUGCAAAAGUAAAGUUCGUAUUUUAUUACACUCAGCUAAGUUAUACUUAAGUAAAGUCUGAGCAAACUCUGAGUACACUCUAUAGAUGUCAGGUUAUGUCUCAUAAAGUACAAAGUAAUCAGAUAGUAACCGCUAGGACCACGAGAUGGUGCAUGUCAUUCACCUUAUUCUAACUGGACAAAGAUUUCCACGACGAUCGGUCCUGCGCUGAACUCAUCCAAAGUAUUCCGGCUAUCUUGACCAGAUUGUUGGUCCAUCUUGUGGGGGGCCUACCAACACUACGACUUUCGGUAAGUGGUCGCUAUUCGAGGACUUUACUGCCCCAACGGCCAUCUGUCCGUCGAGCUAUGUGCCCUGCCCACUGCCACUGCAGUUUCGCAAUCGUUUGGGCUAUGUCGGUGACUUCGUUCUCCUACGGAUCUCCUCAUUUCUGAUUCGAUCUCGCAGGGAAACUCUGAUGAUCUGUUUAAGGUACGAUAAUUUAUUCUUGUACGAAAAUGAUGUAGAAUGAAUGUUGUAAGUCUUGAUGUAGGUACUAUAAGUUAGCCUUAUGAUGUCUUGCAUUAGUUACCGGUAUAACUGAGUAUCACACCUUAAAGUCGAACUUGUAUUACGGGAUAUGUCUCUUGAUUCCUAUUGGAUAUCUUAUCCAUUAAACAAUUUGUGUAUCUGACAAACUCUAACCAUUUGUUUUACAAUUUGUGUGAAACUCUAUUAUUUGCUUUGACAUUUUUUUUACCAAACUAAAAAUAAUUUCAACCUAAUCAAAAUUUUUGACUUGAAGUGUGUGUUAUUACGAAGUAAGCCUAAUAAAGCCGAUAAUGUAAUGAUAAAAAUAAUGAUUUUCUAGAAAGGAUUAGUGGGAUACAUCUUACACAUUGCAAUUUCUUAUCAGAGUUACUAUUCAAUGAGUUGCCAAUGUGUUUCUACUCAGGCGAUUGUUUUAUUUUAUUUCUAUAUAAACGUUUUCUGUUAGUGACCAUUUCGGAUGAUGAAAUAAUUAUUGUCUUUAAUGUAUUAAAAAAAAUAAGUUCUUGGAUUACAAUUGGACGUAGUUCUUGAAAAACGUUCCAAGCCAUAAACAUCACAUUUUAAGGAAUUCGUGUUUAAAGUUUAAUAAAUUAGUGUAUUCUAUGCAUGAGGGUUGGGCUACUAAGUCAUUAUGUCAAUUAUUUUACAGACCGUAAAAGAUUUUUUUUUUAAUUUUAAAACUUUAUUUGUGUAAAAUACGACAAGCCGUCAAAAUGCGGUCAGCCGUAAAAAUUAUCUGUCGCAGUCGAUGUAAAAAUUCUUUUUUGUAUUAUCUAUGAUGUUUUAGUAACUAUUCUAUUACUAAUUAGUAACUUUGAAGUACGUUUUAGUUAUAAAACGUUACUACAUUCAUGAGUAAUAAUUGAAAUGUAAUCUGUAGGUAAAUCUAAAAAAAUCAUAAAAAAAAAGCAUGACACUAUACGAAAUUUGUUCAAAGUAAGAAGUAUCUAUUGUUUAUGUAUAACAUAGCGCUAGCUUGUUUAAAAACAAAAGCGUUGACGUUCGCUUUUAUAAACAAGCCUAAACACUUCAAAAGCAAUAAAUUUUAUUUUGUAACCCGAGCCCGUGGACCUUGGGGUCGGUAAGACGUGACGUCGUAAGACUGUUGUUGUGUGGCAGCUUAGCACCUCAGGAGAGUUUGUGUAGAGUUUAAUAAAUAUUAGUGUAUUCCAUACAUGUGGGUUGAGCUACUAAGUCAUGAUGUCAUUUAUAGAGUGACAGUAGGGCUGCCAUUUUUUGUCAGUCGGUUAAUAUGAAUCACGUGACCAGUUUUGUGUUCUUAAUUCAUUUUUGACAUGAUUGUGGUUUGGAACGUUUUUUUGGAAUUACGUCCAAUUGAAUAACUUAUCUCUUGACAAAGAGAAUCAUAUGUAUUCUGUUUUAUAUAUAGGUGUAUUUAAAUCUUCUUUUGUCCCGGAAUAUUUGUUCGACUGACUUUUAUGGGCCUACCUUUAGUCUAUUUUUUAGUAGACCAGGCUAGGUUUAGUGUACGUUGAUACCUCAGAAACAGCUUUGCACAGCCUUAGCACGGUCAGACCUUGUCAGGCAAGUGCUAUUUAUUUUUUGCACAAAAGUUACCAUUAAGUGUAAACUACCUACAUUCGAAAUAAAUAUAUUUUUGGUAGUACUACGAUCAAAGUUUCCAGUAAUAUAAUAAUAACAUAGUAACAUAGUCAUAUAAAUUAGAUUUUGUACUAUUGUGAAUUUUUUCUAGAAUUUUCUACGAGAUAUAUUCGCCUGUUUGAAUGUAUUCUUCAGUGUUUUGUGUUUUUCUAAAAUAUCAGGUUAAGUAAGUCUUGAAAUAUUUAGAAUUGUGAUACAUUUAUCUGAUUCUGAAUUUCGGCCGAUUGAAUUUCUAUCUUAUGACCUUUCGUAACGAGAUCAGACUAAAUGGAAUAUUAAUUACUUUUAUUUAUAUGACCAUUUUAUUAGUUGUUUUUUUUUUUUAUAUUACAAUACAAAUGCAUUUAAGUCGGACAUAAAAAUAAAAUUAUUAAAAUAUAGUUUUUAUCAUUCCAAAGGAUAGCGAAACCGGUCCUUUAAUUAUGGCAAUAUUGUACUGAAUUUAAAAUAAAGCGUAUAGUUUUAUUUUUCAAUGAUUUUCAAUUGUUAUUCAAUUUAAUUUUGUUAAUUUCUGUAGUCUCAUUACUUGUGGUGCCAUUUAUGUCUUUUCAUUUUGGAUGAGAAAUAUAAAUUUUGAAUUUGUAGUUAGAUAAAUGUAUCUGAUUUCUAGAAGGUAAUAGAAGUGACUAGGUAUCGCUAUAGUGUGCCAUAAGACUAUGUUACAAACCCACCGUGCUAGGUAAUAACAUUUGACAGUACCAUUGCAGAACAAAUCCACAAUGAUUGCCGAUUCGAUUAUUCGCAGCACUGGUCUUAUAAUUUGUAUUGCUUUCCCUACAAUAUACAAGAAAUACUUUUAUGAACGUUUUUAGUCUUCUACUACGGUGUGAGAGUAAUGUCGUUGUGUGUGUUUUCGUGGUUUAAUACAUCAACUAUAAGUAUACAACAAAGUUAUAAGCAAGCCAUAGAUUCGAGUUCUCAUAAAUCAAUUUUGAUUUACGCCCGGAAAAUUCGUCUGGUAUACUUCCACAGUCCAAGAGCGACGAGGCUGGGCCUCUACAGGAAUAUACUGCCAAAUAUAAUAACUUUUAUACGAUAGUAUAUCGUAUAGGGGUGUACGUGGGAAUUAGAAGACUAUAGAGCGAUGAUAAGUUAUUCUAACAUCUUAUCAUUACGGAUCAAAUUAAACUGUUUAGAUACAAGUCCAUCAAAUCACCAUGGCACCAUCUAUAUAUCAACAAAAAUAUUAUAUAGACUGUUGUCGUUCGUCUAUAUGUUCUUUUAAUUCAAUACGAUCUUUAUCUGUGCUUUGAUGAGGUAUGAUAUUCAAAAUCAGUCUUAGGCCAAGAUUUAAAGAGCGAAAUAAAACUUUGCUAAGACUUAUCUAGCGAAUUGAGUCGAAGUCCGUAUUCAUAAAUAUAGCUUAGAGUGUGCACUAAGCUUAAGUUUAGCUAGCACUAAAGUUCACCAUAACGACGACUUAGGAAAAAAUUUUACUAUAAACCGAACAAAAAAGAUAUCAACAAUUCCUUGCGCCAUCACAGACGUUGCGUUGUUGUCCGACGAUUUAAAAUAUCCGUAUAAUACGAGAAUGCAGUGGUGCCAAUUGUAUCUGGGGGUUCAUCCUUAUAUAAAUGUCAAUGAUCCGUAAAUUAUAUGAAAUAUAAUAAUGAAAGUAGUUACAUAUUAUAUUCAAUGAAGUAUUUGAAACAAUAUCAGAAUAUAGAGCUAGAUUUUAAAUAACUAAAGGACCCUUUUGUCAAAUGUUUUGAUAAUAAUGUAGAACGUACUCUGUGUAAUGAAAUGCGUUAGGUUUCGCCUUACCUCAAGCUCAGGGUAUUCUCAGCUAUCAAAUUACUAUAAAUACCAAAUCAAAGUUUGUGGUAAGUUUGAAGUCAGCUUAGUUUUUUUUUUAUGGAAUAGGAGGACAAACGAGCGUACGGGUCACCUGGUGUUAAGUGAUCACCGCCACCCACAUUCUCUUGCAACACCAGAGGAAUCACAAGAGCGUUGCCGGCCUUCAAGGAAGGUGUACGCGCUUUUUUUGAAAGUACCCAUGACGUAUCGUCCCGGAAACGCCGCACAAGGAAGUUUUACGUUAGUAAAGUCUAAGCAAAAUGAACGAUCUUUAGAUGUCAGCCUUAGAUUGGUUUUUAUAAACUUUACGAGUAACGUUGCUCGGUGUUGGAACGCAAUGUGGUAACAUGAGGUUCGCUCUUUGGCUUGCUUUAAUAUUUGGUACUAUGACAUAACACUGAACUGAAGACGUCGUUAGAAUUUAACCCCCUUAUUCAUAAUAGUCUGCUAACUGAAAGCAUUGCUAAUUCUCACUCUGUCUUCUUCUAUUAACCUAAGUCAGAAUGAGAAAAAACACUCCUAAGUGGCUGUUUAAAGUUAGCGGACUAUUAUUAAUAAGGGGGUUGAUGUUUAGGAGUAUUUAUUGAAAUAGUGCGGCCUUUCUAAAGAUGAUAUUUUCUGAUUAUUAUGGACGCUAACCACCAAUACACUGGUUAUAUAAAUAUUACCAAGAUUGUUAAUGAACAUUACUAUAAUAUUAAUAUAUCAUUAAUAUUUUCCAGUAGAUAAUUAUAAAUAUGAACUGUGUGAAGUUAAACCAAGUGUAAAAUUAAUUCUCCCUGUCAGUUCUGUAGUGACAGAAUUACAGUGAGGUGAGAUAACGACAAACUUAUUCAUAAUGGUCCGCUAACUUUUAACAGCCGCUAAGGAGUGUUUUUUCACAUUCUUACUUAGGUCAAUAGAAGAAGACAGAGUGCGAAUUAGCAAUGCUUUAAGUUAGCAGACUAUUAUGAAUAAGGGGGAAAAAGUUUUAAAUUUGGAAUAAUUUACUUCGCGUUUAUUAAAAUUUUAUAUUAUUUCGCUAGAAACAAGCUUUUGUUUGAUUAUUUUUUGAAGAUCUUUGCCGCACUUUCGGUCUAUCUGAUUAAAGAAGGUUUUAAUGGCUUAAAUUAAAAUUGACUGGCGUCUUUGGUUAAGUAGUCAGACAUAAUUACGGUUUGUUGGUUUGAUUAGAGUACUAUUAGCUAGAUGUAAACUACGCUAGCAUAGUAAUGUGUGAGAUUAAAAUGGAAUCUAUUUUGCUAAAAUUCGUAACUUAGUCGAUAGACAAGAAGAUAACUUUUUACGUGUUGUAUGUGUACUGUGAGACAUUUUAUUUUAUUAUUUUUAUUAUCAAUUACUAUUAUUGUGUGAUGUGUGGAAUUAAAUAAACUAUAUUGUGUAUAUAAA
This is a messenger RNA of Leptidea sinapis, 7224 nucleotides long. RefSeq names its product flotillin-2 (gene Flo2). Gene Ontology annotation, cellular component: plasma membrane. Lineage: Eukaryota; Metazoa; Arthropoda; Insecta; Lepidoptera; Pieridae. Bases 101 to 1426 code for a protein of 441 amino acids. Gene Ontology annotation, biological process: regulation of myoblast differentiation; protein localization to plasma membrane. The transcript has 10 exons. The record is from RefSeq and is a predicted model, not a curated record.